This is a messenger RNA of Phodopus roborovskii (desert hamster), 8121 nucleotides long. It is a transcript of the gene Rreb1, whose product is annotated as ras responsive element binding protein 1. Bases 34 to 5259 code for a protein of 1741 amino acids. NCBI's taxonomy places the organism in Eukaryota, Metazoa, Chordata, Mammalia, Rodentia, Cricetidae. The transcript has 10 exons. Gene Ontology annotation, biological process: regulation of transcription by RNA polymerase II. The record is from RefSeq and is a predicted model, not a curated record. Gene Ontology annotation, cellular component: nucleus. Gene Ontology annotation, molecular function: RNA polymerase II cis-regulatory region sequence-specific DNA binding; DNA-binding transcription activator activity, RNA polymerase II-specific.
AGAGACUUCUUAAAUGCAUAAAACCCCAUCCAGAUGACGUCACAUUCACCCAUUGGUUUAGAAGGCUCAGACCUGUCUUCCAUCAACACCAUGAUGUCAGCAGUAAUGAGCGUAGGGAAUGUCACUGAGAAUGGUGGGAGCCCCCAGGGCAUCAAGUCCCCUAUGAAGCCUCCAGGACCAAAUCGGAUUGGCAGAAGGAACCAGGAGACGAAAGAAGAGAAGUCCUCUUAUAACUGUCCCCUAUGUGAAAAGAUUUGCAACACCCAGCACCAGCUGACCAUGCACAUCCGUCAGCACAACACAGAAACCGGAGGAGCUGACCACUCAUGCAGCAUCUGUGGGAAGUCACUGAGCUCUGCCAGCUCCCUGGAUCGUCACAUGCUGGUGCACUCUGGUGAAAGGCCUUACAAAUGCACAGUGUGUGGUCAGUCUUUCACCACCAAUGGGAACAUGCACAGACAUAUGAAGAUUCAUGAGAAGGACAGCGGCAAUGCUACAGCUGCAGCCCCUCCAUCCCCUCUAAAGCGUAGGCGGCUAUCCGCCAAACGGAAACUGAGUCAUGAUGCCGAGUCAGAGAGAGAAGACCCAGCACCAGCAAAAAAGAUGGUAGAAGAUGGGCAGUUGGGUGAUUUGGAGAAGACAGCUGAUGAAGUCUUUCACUGCCCAGUGUGCUUCAAGGAGUUUGUUUGCAAGUAUGGACUAGAGACCCACAUGGAGACCCAUUCAGAUAACCCAUUAAGAUGUGAUAUUUGCUGCGUAACCUUCCGCACACAUCGGGGACUACUGCGCCACAAUGCACUUGUCCACAAGCAGCUUCCCAGAGAUGCCAUGGGAAGGCCUUUCAUCCAGAACAACCCUUCGAUUCCUGCUGGCUUCCAUGAUUUAGGGUUUACUGAUUUCUCCUGUAGGAAGUUUCCUCGGAUUUCUCAGGCCUGGUGUGAAACAAACCUACGGAGGUGCAUCAGCGAGCAACACCGGUUCGUGUGUGACACCUGCGACAAGGCAUUCCCUAUGCUGUCCUCACUCAUCCUGCACAGGCAGACCCACAUCCCUGCUGAUCAGGGCCGGGAGAAGCUCCAGACCAAGACCCUGGCUGGUGAUACCCUGGACCAGAAGGUCUUCAUGACCUUUCUGGGCCUGCAGCACACCAAAGAUGUCAGGCCUACACCUCCAGAGGAGUCCCUGCCGGAUGACAACCAAGCAAUACAGCUUCAAACACUCAAGUGCCAGCUACCUCAGGACCCUGGAUGCACCAAUGUGCUGAGUCUGUCUCCUUUUGAAGCUGCUUCUUUAGGUGGUUCUCUGACAGUUCUCCCAGCUACCAAGGAGAGCUUGAAGCAUCUCUCCCUGCAGCCCUUCCAGAAGGGUUUCAUCAUCCAGCCAGACAGUAGUAUUGUGGUUAAGCCUAUUUCAGGAGAGUCAGCCAUUGAGCUAGCAGAUAUCCAACAGAUUCUAAAGAUGGCAGCUUCAGCUCCACCACAAAUCAGUCUUCCGCCACUUUCCAAGGCUCCUGCCACCCCCCUUCAGGCAAUUUUCAAACACAUGCCUCCUUUGAAGCCAAAGCCCUUGGUCACACCCCGGACAGUAGUAGCCACAUCUACACCCCCACCUCUCAUCAAUGCACAGCAGGCAUCCCCAGGCUGUAUCAGCCCGAGCCUUCCACCACAAUCGCUGAAGUUCCUCAAGGGGUCAGUUGAGGUUGCCUCCGGCGUUCACCUGCUGCAGUCCAAGUCUGGGGUCCAGUCCAACGCCACCACACAGCUCUUCCUGCAGCAACCUGGGGUAGAGUUGCCAGGCCAGCCCGAGAUGAAGACACAGCUAGAACAGGACAGCAUCAUCGAGGCCCUGCUGCCCCUAAACAUGGAGGCAAAGAUCAAACAGGAGAUAACAGAGGGCGACCUCAAAGCCAUCAUGACAGGCCCCAGUGGCAAAAAGACCCCCGCCAUGCGCAAGGUUCUCUACCCCUGCCGCUUUUGUAACCAGGUGUUUGCUUUCUCUGGAGUUCUGCGCGCCCAUGUUCGCUCCCACCUGGGCAUCUCGCCCUAUCAAUGCAACAUCUGCGACUAUAUCGCUGCAGACAAGGCCGCUCUUAUCCGCCACCUUCGCACACACAGCGGGGAACGGCCCUAUAUCUGCAAGAUCUGCCACUACCCAUUCACAGUCAAGGCCAAUUGCGAGCGGCACCUGCGCAAGAAGCACCUCAAGGCCACCCGAAAGGACAUCGAAAAGAACAUAGAGUACGUGAGCAGCAGUGCAGCGGAGCUGGUGGAUGCCUUCUGCUCCCCAGAGACCGUGUGUCGGCUGUGCGGUGAGGAUCUGAAGCACUACCGUGCCCUGCGCAUGCACAUGCGCACACACUGCAGCCGAGGCCUGGGUGGCUGCCACAAAGGCCGCAAACCCUUCGAGUGCAAGGAAUGCAAUGCCACCUUUGCAGCCAAGCGCAACUGUGUCCAUCACAUCCUCAAGCAGCACCUGCACGUGCCCGAGCGUGACAUCGAGAGCUACGUGCUUGCCACAGACAGUGGCCUUGGCCCCACUGACGCGCCCACAGAGGCCUCUGCCAGAGGAGAAGGGGGCAGCUGCAUUGCUUUUGGUGAGUGCAAGCCCCUCGCCACUUUCCUGGAGCCCCAAAAUGGCUUUCUUCACACAAGCCCCACCCAGCCCUUGCCUUCCCACAUCUCAGUAAAGUUGGAGCCAGCCAGCAGCUUUGCAAUGGACUUCAACGAACCCCUUGACUUUUCACAGAAGGGCCUGGCGCUGGUCCAAGUGAAACAGGAAAAUGUGUCCUCCUUGCCGAACUCUUCCUCCUAUGACUGCUCCAUGGAACCCAUUGACCUAUCCAUCCCCAAGAGCAUAAAGAAAGGAGACAAGGACACAGUUGUGCCUAGUGACACCAAGAAACCAGAACCAGAAUCUGGGAAAACUGAGCAGCUCUCUCCCUGCCCGUUGCCCUGCCCUACCUUGUCAGUGACUGUGGAGCCCAGAGGGAGCCUGGAAAACCCCACGGGCACUGUAGUGGCCAUCACCACCACUGCCAACCUGGAACCCCACACUCAGCCUCUCCAGGGCUCCGUGCAGCUGGCUGUCCCCAUCUAUUCCUCGGCUCUCAUCGGCAGCCCUCCCCUUUUGGGCAACCCUGCCCUCUUGAACAACCCAGCCUUGCUUCGGCCCUUACGGCCGAAGCCUCCCCUCCUCUUGCCAAAGCCCCCGGUGACAGAGGAGCUUCCCCCACUGGCUUCCAUUGCACAGAUCAUCUCAUCUGUGUCCUCUGCCCCUACUCUGCUGAAAACGAAGGCUGCUGACCCUGGCCUGUCCAUCACCAGCAGUACCACUGUGGCCACAGACAGCUUAGGAAGCUCCAUCCCCAAAGCUAUCACCACCCCCACUGACAUCACAAGCCCUAAAGAAUCCAGUGACCCACCCCCUACAGCCAGCAGCCCAGAGGAAGCCUUGCCUACUGAGCAAGGGUCAUCCAGCUCAUCGAGGAAGAGGGGUAGGAAAAGGGGAAUGAGAAACCGGCCCAUCACCAACAGCAGUGGUGUGGACCUGGACUCCAGUGGGGAGUUUGCUAGCAUCGAGAAGAUGCUGGCCACCACAGAUACCAACAAAUUCAGUCCAUUUCUGCAGACUGCAGAAGAUGAUGUUCAGGAUGAGGUGUCUGCAGCCCCUGCAGACCACCAUGGGCCCAGUGAUGAGGAGCAGGGUAGCCCUGCAGAAGACAGGCUGCUGAGAGCAAAGCGGAACUCCUACGCCAACUGCCUGCAGAAGAUCAACUGCCCCCACUGUCCCCGGGUCUUCCCUUGGGCCAGCUCCCUCCAGAGGCACAUGCUCACACACACUGGUCAGAAACCCUUCCCUUGUCAAAAAUGCGAUGCCUUCUUUUCUACCAAAUCUAACUGUGAACGCCACCAGUUGCGCAAACAUGGAGUUACCACCUGCUCCCUGAGAAGAAACGGGCUUAUUCCCCCAAAAGAGGGUGAUGUUGGAUCCCAUGAUAGCACAGACAGCCAGUCAGACACAGACACAUUGACCACCCCAGGGGAGGUGCUGGAUCUCACAGCACGGGAUAAAGAGCAGCCACCAUCAGAGGGAGCAGUGGAGCUCAGCCCUGUCACACAGGACCUCACUGUCAAAGAGGCCAACGCCGCCGAGUUAGCCCCCCCUGAGACCGAGGAAGAAAAGAGUGAAGAAGGGAAGGCAGAGGAAGAGUGCAGCAUGGAAGAGAACACUGGGGACGCAGAUGCGCCGGAGGACGACACCGCCAGCAACCAGAGCCUGGAUCUUGACUUUGCCAGCAAACUGAUGGACUUCAAGCUGGCAGAGAGUGAGGCAGGCGCUGUGGACAGCCAAGGCACCGCCCAGCAGGACCAGAAGCAUACCUGCAAUACCUGUGGAAAGAACUUCAAGUUCCUGGGUACCCUAAGCCGCCACCGGAAGGCGCACGGCUGCCGGGAACCCAAGGAGGAGAAGGAGACGCCUUUGCUGGACGAUGACAGUGCUGGCAGAGCAAUGGAGGGGCCCUCACCUUCCCCCGAGCCUGAGGAGAAGCCUGCCGAAUCUCCAGCAAUAGACUCAGUGGAGAAACAGAGUGAGGAGACAGAGGGUCCCUCUGAUGGGGAAGGUACAACCGAGAAGAGGGGUGACAGUGACAAGAGACCAAAGGCAGACUCCCCGAAAAGCAUGGCCAGCAAGGCAGACAAGAGGAAGAAGGUUUGCAGCGUGUGCAACAAGCGCUUUUGGUCCCUGCAGGACCUCACCCGGCACAUGAGAUCACACACGGGAGAAAGGCCAUACAAGUGUCAGACCUGUGAGCGAACCUUCACCUUAAAGCACAGCCUAGUGCGACACCAGCGGAUCCACCAGAAAGCCAGGCACAGCAAACACCAUGGAAAAGACAGCGACAAGGACGAUCGGGCUGAGGAGGACAGUGAGGAUGGGUCCACCCAUAGUGCUAACAACCCUGUCUCAGAGAAUGAGGCCGACUCAGCUCCUAGCACCAGCAACCAUGUGGCCAUCACCAGGAGCCGGAAAGAGAACUCGGCCAAUUCUGGGAAGGAUUGUAGCCGGGAGGAGAAAGCUGAAGCAGAGCAACCAGCUGAGCCCAGCCACAACACCCCCAAGGAGCAGGUGCCUCCAGGUGAAACAGACCCCCAGAGCCCAGCGGCCCUUGUACAGGACUUGCUGGAGCUGUGCACCAAGAGGCCUGCCCCAAUCCUGGCAGCCACCGACAGUGCCUCGCAGCUCGUGGGGAUGGAAUGACAGCUUGCCCUGUCCCCGUCCAUCAUCGCACAGACACAGCUAGCAGAGCCUCCCGAUUAUAGAUUUCACAAGGUUUUCUCAGUGUCCUUCAGCUGUCUGGAAAGAGGAAAGAGGGCAAGACAGACAGGCAGUGCGGCCAACCAGCUCGUGCCAUAGCCUUACCCAGUGCGCAUGCACCCUGCCCCAGUGCCUUAACUACUUACGGGUCCUCCCAUGUCAUUGUGGGUGUGUCCCCGCCCCCAAUGGCGUUUUAACAAAGAUUUUAAUGAAUUGUUGGGAGACCUCUUCGUUUAAGCAUUAACAUUACCUUUUGUAUUGGUGUGUUGGAGCUUGUUUUUGUGAACCUGUGAUAGUACUGUUUGUUCUGUGAGCUGGAAACAGAAGAAGACAGCCUAGCCCUCGGAUCCCCAUAGCCAAUAACUGGAAGAAAAUGAUGUGAAUUUCCUGUCCAUGACCAGAGGGAAGAGGGUAGGAGGCUGAUUUCUAAGCUAGACCUUUUUUCUCUGGGUCACCUGGUGGAGGAGCCGUGAGCUGGUCUUUGUUGUUAGUGGAUAUGGUUGAGACAGAGUUCCAGUGCGGUGUGAGCCAAAGCCAGGAAUGAUUCUAGCUUCAACCUCACAUGUCUCCACUCUCCAUGUUAGAAAUGGUUACUGUUCAAAUUCUGAAUUUACAGAGAAUGACCUCCUCAACAGCGUAACCAAUGGAGGACAUGCCUGGAUGUCAUAUAUUGAUUUUUUUUCCCUUCUCCCCAUUUGGUAUAUUUUAUUAUUAUUAAUAUUAUUAUUAUUAUUAUUAGUUCAUCAGUUUGCUGGGCUCUGCAUUCAGCAGAAACAAAUGGGCAAUAUUUGUCCUGGGAGACCUGUACUGCCGCCUGGUCCCCGCAUAAUGUGUGCCUGAAGCUUUUGUUGGCACACCAGUGAGAUGGCUCUUCUACUGUAUUCAUACAAGCCUUUCUUCCAUGACCAGAGAGGCCAGCAGGGGCCAGGAGUGGUCCUCCAAGCGUGGCUAAGGAGUGGAUCAGAGGGGACAAGGAUGCACGUGUGUUGGGGAACAGGCAUCCGAGAUACCAGGCCACACCUGGGGCACCUCAGAGAUAGCUUGCAAGGCAUCCCUGUCUUCCUGCUGAGCCGGGUCCAAGCCUUUCCCCAUUUCCCCAGCUGUGCUACUGUCAUUUGAAAAGCAAUGAGAUACUACUGCUGGUGAUGAACUGAACUACGUGUGCAAGGUUUAGACCAGGGAGCUGUAUUCCUGCACCUUCCUGCAGUUGUGGGGUUGCUGCUUGGAGAGAGCAGCGCUUUUGAUUUCCUAACUGGCCAAUCCCCUGGUGCACAAAGGCAGGGUUCCUUUUAUCCCUGAGUGUCCUAUACAGGCAGUAGAUGUCCCUCAGCAGAAAGAAACCGCUCCUACUGUAGCUGACCACUGUUCAGCGCCCUGUCCUUUAGCGGAGACCCGAGGAUGCCUGAGCCACACUGCUACUAGAGUUUCUGUGCUUGUCCCUAGCCUGCAGAGCCUUGGGACCUCCCUAGGGGGGUCUUCCUCUGCUUCACCUGUUCCCCUCACUCUGUGGCUUCAUAUGCUCCUCUGUCCCGGAGACACGCAUACCCUUUUGUCCACCGGUUUCUAGUGGCUGAUAUCCAACCACCCUGACUUUAAUGGAAGACAGCUAUUCUAGAGAUAAUGAAAAGUGAUAUAUUUGCAUAUAAAAGAAAAAUGUUGAGGUAUAUAUGAUUUUUUUUUUAACUGUACUAGGGAUGUAUGAACCAGUUUAAAAUUGAGAUUUUAUUUACAGUAGAGAAAGAAAUCAGAACCAAUGACCCCAUGGUCUUCUAAGUUAAAGCCAGCUCCUGCAUCCCUUAGUUUUUUAUUAUUAUUACAACUGUUAUUUUCAUUGUUAUUAUUGGGGUUUCUUGUGUUUUGUUUUUCUUUGCAACUCUCCACACUAAACUUAUGAUCUUGUGGGGAGAAGCCAUGACUGAACUCUACGCUGCAGUAAGAUGUAGCAGGGAUUGGCUCCCGGCAGCAGCCAUAGCCAGGGCUGCAGCUCGCAAUAAUCACUAUUGAUUUAAAGCUUUAUUUAGUCUGAUCUGUUCCUUCAUAGUCAAUAAGGUCUUGCCACAUUUUAUUAGUGAGAUUGAGAGAUGUAUUAUUUGUUUGUUGUCCUGCCCGCCUUCCUCCCCACAUAUUAAACUGUGAAAUUUGUGAUUUGUUUAAACGCUGGGUGAAUCAUAGUUUAGUUUGCAUGUCCAGCUAAUUUGUUUCUAUACAUUUUGUUUGAUUCUCUUUCUCCUCAGGGCUUUUACAAAUAUAUAUAUAUUAUAUAUGUAUAUAUAUAUAUAUGGAUCGUCUGAAAUUUUUGAGGUGCAAAUUUUUUCUUGGUUUUUUUUUUUUUUGUUGUUGUUUUUGUUUUUGUUUUUCUCAUUAAUGGACACAAUGCUGAGAUUCAAUCACUACAUAAAAUACCUGGCUGUGAAAACAAAACAAAAAGACCCCGUGGGGCUGUUUUCCAAGCAGCUCUGGGGAAGGUCGGUGAGUUGGAUGCCGAUUUCAAAUAGAUCAUCCUACGUUCGUCUUUUUCCUCUUCUCUCUUUCCUCAAGAAGUUGAUCCUGAUGAUUUCAGCCCAUGCAUUAAACAGGAAACAAUAAUAACUGUAGAAUUCAUAUUUUUCUAAAGGGAACUUAAAAACUGCUGCUACAUGUCAUAUACAAAACUGGUUUAUGCCACAUGAACAGAAUCACAAGUUUGGUUUUGGUACUUUUUGUUUCUCUUUGUACUCAGUUGUAUAGAACUUCCAAAUUCAGAAUGAAAAUAAAGCUGUUCUGUAUCAAACCAUCUAAGCAAUAAAUGUUAUAUUUAAAAAAUGG